AUGUUUAAACCGCGCGUGCUAGCGCCUCUCCGAGCGCUGGAGCGAGCCUUUACCCCAAUCCGGUCGACACACUCGCACACCCAACCGCAAUCCCUCCUGCGAACACUCUCCGCAUCCACAUUCCCGAAAACAACCCCAACGCCAUCUCUCUCUCGCACUCUCCUCCCAUUCUCACAAGUGCGUUACGCCUCACACGCCUCCCAAGGAACAGCCAAUCGACACUCGCGUGAUCCCGCCGGCAAGCGUCUCGGAGCGAAGCGCUCGGGCGGCGAGUACGUGGUACCGGGAUGCAUCAUUUUCCGGCAACGCGGAUCCCUCUGGUUCCCUGGUGAAAAUUGCGGCAUGGGUCGUGACCACACCAUCUACGCAACCCAGGCCGGCUACGUCCGCUACUACCUCGACCCGCAGAAGCACUCGAAGCGCCGGUUUAUCGGAGUUGUUUUCGACAAGAACGAGCAACUCCCGCACCCGCGUAAUGCGCCCAGCCGGCGUAAGCUGAAUAUGGUUGAUGUGCCGAUUCAGGCGAAGGUUGAGGGCCAGUCUGAUCUCAUUGCUUCUGUUGAUGAGAACGGUGUCCAAGUGUCGGAUGUGCAGGCUGUUGAUGCCGCUACCGGCCUCCAACUGCGUCCUGGUUACAUGUUCCGUGAGGCCAAUUGGGAGAUUGGUCGUGCUGCUGAGAAGGCGGGCAUCACCUCCCAGGGCUAUGACCGCCGCAACCGGUGGUUGGCAUGGAGGAAGCGUGAGAAGAGAGCCGAGCGGGCUGCUCAGAUGAAGAGUAUGAAGGGCAAGAAGAAGACGGGCAAGAAAUAA
Penicillium soppii is the source of this 810-nucleotide messenger RNA. Its product is annotated as mitochondrial 54S ribosomal protein bL27m. The coding region runs from base 1 to 810 and encodes 269 amino acids. Gene Ontology annotation, molecular function: structural constituent of ribosome. The transcript has a single exon. Gene Ontology annotation, cellular component: mitochondrial large ribosomal subunit; ribosome. The record is from RefSeq and is a predicted model, not a curated record. Lineage: Eukaryota; Fungi; Ascomycota; Eurotiomycetes; Eurotiales; Aspergillaceae. Gene Ontology annotation, biological process: translation.